GAUCCUCAUUGGCCCCAUCUUGAAACAAAAAAAUUUUCUUCUGUUAGUUGUCUGCUUCUUUGUCUCCUUGUCUGACGGCUUGACCUGAGCUUGUGUGGGAGAGAUAGAGAGAGAUGGAGGGGAGAUUAAUCGUGGCGGCGGCGAUCUUUAUGGUCGCCGCUGUUUGUUUGGCUGCCGGGUCGCCUGAUCGGCUCGAUCGCCAUCAGAAAUGGUGGAAAUGGCCAUCUCCUGGCUCUGAUGGAGCGUCCUCGUCCUCGUCCUCGUCCUCGUCCUCGUCUUCGUCCUCAUCCCCGGUGGUUAGUCGGGGUGGGCCGUCUUCGAUUGUUCUGCCACUGUAUGGCAACGUUUAUCCAAACGGAUUUUACUUUGCCCAAGUGGAUAUAGGGAAUCCUCCAAGGCCCUAUUUUGUUGAUCCUGAUACUGGCAGUGAUCUUACAUGGCUUCAAUGUGACGCUCCUUGUGUCCAUUGCACAAAGGCACCUCACCCUUUGUACAAGCCCAACAAUGACCUUGUGAUUUGCAAGGAUCCCCUUUGUGCCUCUUUGCAUGUGGGCGACUACACGUGUGAGUCUCCAACGCAAUGUGACUAUGAUGUUGAGUAUGCAGAUGGAGGUUCAUCUCUGGGUGUUUUGGUUAAUGAUGUUUUUUCUCUCAACCUCACCAAUGGUGUCAAGAUUAAGCCUCAUCUGGCUCUAGGGUGUGGAUAUGAUCAGAUACCAGGUCCCUCUCACCAUCCUUUAGAUGGAAUACUUGGGCUUGGGAGAGGAAAAAGCAGCAUUGUAACACAGCUAUGGGGUCAGGGUCUGGUGCGAAAUGUAAUCGGUCACUGCUUGAGUGGGCGAGGAGGAGGGUAUCUCUUCUUAGGCGACGAGGUUUAUGAUGCCUCGCGUGUCACCUGGACACCCAUGUCACGAGACUACACGAAGCACUACUCUCCAGGGCCUGCAGAGCUAACUUUUGGUGGGAAAAGUACUGGGGUUAAGAAUAUGAUUGUAGUGUUUGAUAGUGGAAGCUCUUACAGCUAUAUGAAUUCCCAACCAUAUGAAGCUUUUCUGUAUUCAGUGGUGAAAGAACUGAGAGGAAAGCCAUUGAGAGAAGCUGGGGAUGACCCUACCCUACCUUUCUGCUGGAAGGGCAGGAGGCCUUUCAGAAGCAUCAGUGAUGUGAAGAAAUACUUCAAGUCCUUUGCUCUCAGCUUCGCCAAUGGAUGGAGAUCCAGAACUCUCUUCGAGAUUUCCCCAGAAUCAUAUCUCAUCAUCUCUUCUAAGGGCAGUGUCUGUCUGGGAGUUCUGAACGGAACAGAAGCAGGACUGCAUAACUACAACGUUAUUGGAGAUGUGUCGAUGCAGGAUAGAAUGGUGAUUUACGACAAUGAGAAGAACGCUAUAGGUUGGACUCGCGCCAACUGCGAUCGCCCUCCGGCACCCAACGUUGUUUUCAUUUGAACAAAUUUAGGCUUCCAUUAUUCAUUCUCUCAUCUGUAGGCUAUAAUUAUAUAUAGCAUUUAUUAUAUCCUACAAACUGCCCUAGCUGCAUUAUAUUCAAAUGUAGUAUGUACACUA
Molecule: messenger RNA, 1562 nt
Organism: Ipomoea nil (Japanese morning glory)
Lineage: Eukaryota; Viridiplantae; Streptophyta; Magnoliopsida; Solanales; Convolvulaceae
Product: aspartic proteinase Asp1-like
Exons: 8
Coding region: 114-1445 (443 amino acids)
Biological process (GO): proteolysis
Molecular function (GO): aspartic-type endopeptidase activity
Source: RefSeq, a predicted model, not a curated record